AACUCCCAGCUGAAAUACACACUCUGGAGACUUUAUACAAAUAACCGAGUGUAAAAUUUUAGCACAAUAAUCCUCCAGAGUUGAUUAGUUUCAGGUGUGGCUGUUGUACUUCCGGUUGCUCUCAAGAAUAAAAGGAGAAUCAAAAUGAGCAUUCGGGGACAGAACCAGGUGGAGAAGAAAUACGACCCCCUAGAUACCACCCUGAAGUUUGUCGACAGGAAGAAUGACUUGGAUCCGACAUGUGACGAUGAUGAUGAUGACAGUCUAAGAGCAGAGAUGUCCUGCGGCCACGCUGUCACCCCUGAGUCUCUCACACUGUGGUGUCUCCACCAGCUGGAUGAGGGUAAAUACAAUUUCAGAUGUCCUGCCGUGGUGGAGGGGACCAAACUGUGCAAUAAGCCAUGGUCGUACCAGGAGGUGCGCAGACUGGCUGAUUUGUCUGUUGAGGAAAUGAAGCACUUUGAGGAGACCAUGGCUCUCCUGGCUGCUGCGGAGUACUGCGAAAUGCAGCCAUGCCCAAAGUGCAAAACGAAUGUGGAGAGGAAGGAUCUCUCCAACCUGUGUGUCCGCUGCAUCAUAUGCACAGCCGACCAGAAGAAGACCUACCACUUCUGCUGGCAGUGUCAGAGGGAGUGGAAAGGUCCAGGCCCUCGAUCUGACCGCUGCGACAAUGACGGCUGCUUCAACAGGGACCUGCAGCUUCUGCAGACAUGCAAGACCAUCAGUCUGCCCUCAGUGACGGGGGUCACCGCCUGCCCCUCGGUCCGGGCCUGUCCUACAUGCGGCGUGAGGGUGGAACACAGUCAACAAUACUGCAAAAACAUCACCUGCCCUCGCUGCCAUGUGGAGUUCUGUUUCGUCUGCCUGAAACUAAAACGUGAAUGUUCAGUGACCAGCUCGCCAUAUAAGAUCUGUCCCAGUGGAGUGGCUCCCAGACAGACAUCUAUCCCUGUGUGGCAGAGAAAGUGAAAAAUGGGCCUGUCUACAUAUAUGUAAAAAUGAACUCUUAACGCUCACUGAUACGAAUGUGACAGAUAAACAUACUCUAAUCCAAAACAAGUGUAACUUUUUUUUUCUUUUUACAUCUGGCCUACACUGCCUCCCUCUGGCUGGACUGUGAACUGCACCUGAUGUUUUAUCACCAUGCAUUAAACUACUGAUAAUGUUACUUAUGAUAAAUUCUGUAUCUACAAAAUGAAACUGCUUGAAAAAGUUAAUUUUGAUUUCGAUUGAGAAACAUUCUGAUCACUCAAUAAAAUCACAGAAAUCUUCAUGCAUUGUAAAAAUUUGUAUUGUCUUUAUUCACAUUUACAAAGCAUCUAGAAACCUAGUUUUUCCUUUUAGAUCAGUGCUGCAACAUUUCGCUGGUUAAAUGUGGUUGACAGAAGAAGAUGUUCAACAUACAGCUUUGUUAUCAAAGUAUGAUUCAUGUUUAAAAUUUUACAAAGUUGGUGCAUGUUUUAAAUUCAUCAAAUCAGAGCUGAUGUGUCUUUAAAAGGAAAAAACAUCAUCAGGAUCAAACAAAAUAAAACGUUCUCUGAUCACUAUCACAACACAUCAAAAGUCACCACAACCUCUCUGCUGGCUACGACAUGUAUAUACACAAGAUUGGAUAUAUAUGAUUUUUUUUUUAAGCUAACCACUGCACCCCCGUGCUGCCCAUUUUCACUUCUGUGUUGAUCAAACCAUCAAUAAGCUCUGUCUCACAUCAAACCUCAGUGUUUAACUUCUUUUCACAUUGUGCCUUCCUCUCUUCUCCUUCACCCUGGGAAUGAAUUUUCUAUGAGUCUUUUCUCAUCUGUCCCUCCCCCUCUUUUUUUUUUUACACAUUUUUUUUUCUUUUCAGCUGCAUCAUCUGUCCCACUUGAGUUUAUACA
Molecule: messenger RNA, 1877 nt
Organism: Epinephelus lanceolatus (giant grouper)
Lineage: Eukaryota; Metazoa; Chordata; Actinopteri; Perciformes; Serranidae
Product: E3 ubiquitin-protein ligase RNF19A-like
Source: RefSeq, a predicted model, not a curated record